CAUAUGCUCUGUCGCGUAUGUCAUGUACUGAAAGGCGAAAAAUAUAACUAAACACACUGAUUAUUGAAUAAAAUUUGUGUCAGUUUUCACGUAAUUUUCAAUAAAAAAUGUCGGUGUUAAUUCGAUUGGCUAAUCGCAGCAUGCUGCAACGUAGCAUGGCGUUAAGCUUAUCGCGAUCCAUUAAAACUUCCCAGAAAAAAGAUGACACUGCAGCGGUUAUUACACCAAGCAGUAAAGAGGAUUUUGCCAACCCCAACCCCAAAAACUGGGUGAGCUAUGGAUUCGACUACAAGGAUAAAACAAAUGAUCGCAAUACAACAAAGCUGAGUUUUUUCACAGCAGUGACACUUUGUUUGGUAUGGGGUACUUUUCUAUGGUCAUAUUCGCCUGAUCCACAGCUGCGCGAUUGGGCGCAACGUGAAGCUUAUCUAGAAUUGCGUCGUCGAGAACAGGCAGGAGUCGAUCUAGUAAAUCCCAACUACGUAGACCCAGCAUCAUUUAAUUUGCCAUCGGACGAAGAAUUAGGCGAUGUGGAAAUUAUUAUUUAAUUGUGUAUAUAUUAUUAAAAUUUGUAACAAAACUAAUUCAAUUGUGUUGGCAAUAAAACAUUUUGCUGUUAUGUAAUUUGGAUAGUGUUGCUGCUAGAGCAUUGCUAAAAAAUAAACUCAAAUAAUACUUUCAAGCAAA
This is a messenger RNA of Bactrocera neohumeralis, 687 nucleotides long. It is a transcript of the gene NP15.6, whose product is annotated as NADH dehydrogenase [ubiquinone] 1 beta subcomplex subunit 11, mitochondrial. The record is from RefSeq and is a predicted model, not a curated record. NCBI's taxonomy places the organism in Eukaryota, Metazoa, Arthropoda, Insecta, Diptera, Tephritidae. Bases 108 to 548 code for a protein of 146 amino acids. The transcript has a single exon.